AUGGAGGGGCCGGUGACCUUUGAAGAAGUGGCCGUCUAUUUCACGGAGGAGGAGUGGGUCCUGCUGGAGCCGAGCCAGCGGGCCUUGUACAGGGAGAUCAUGCUGGAGAAUUACUGGAAUGUGGCCGCGCUGUGGGAGGGAUUUCCACCUCACAAACCUCCCCUCAUCUCCCAGCUGGAGCACUGGGACGACCCACUGGAACCAGGCCUUCGUGGAUCAGGGGAAAUAGGCUCUCACACCAACCCAGGUAUCCCUCAGCUGCCGGCCAAUGACGAUGAUUGCAGUCCAGUAGAAAGACCAAAGUCAAUAUCCCUGGAAGAGGCCAAUUGUUUCUGUAGUCUGAACUUAACUGUACAUGAGAGAUCUCACACAGCAGACAAACCCUACCAGUGCUCCAGCUGUGGGAAAGCCUUUGUUCAGAAAGCAUACCUCAUUACACAUCAAAGAACCCACACUGGAAAGAGACCAUAUCAAUGCCUUGAGUGUGGAAAGAGCUACCCACGGAAAACGUCCCUUGCUGUACAUCAAAGAGCACACACGGGAGAGAAGCCCUAUAAAUGCCCAGAAUGUGGGAAAAGCUUCUUGAGCCCUGUGUCCCUUAUUGUUCAUAAGAGAAUCCACACAGGAGAGAGACCCUUUCAGUGCUCAGUCUGUGGCAAAAGCUUCAAUUGGUGACAGAGCUUCAUUUUGCAUGGAAGAGCGCACAUGGGAGAGAAGCCCUAUAAAUGCCCAGAAUGUGGGAAAAGCUUCUUGAGCCCCGUGUCCCUUAUUGUUCAUAAGAGAAUCCACACAGGAGAGAGACCCUUUCAGUGCUCAGUUUGUGGCAAAAGCUUCAAUUGGCGACAGAGCUUCAUUUUGCAUGGAAGAGCACACAUGGGAGAGACACCCUACAGAUGCCUAGAAUGUGGGAAAAGCUUUGUGUGCCAGGUGUCACUUAUAGUUCACAUGAGAAUCCACACAGGAGAGAAGCCGUACCAGUGCUCUGAGUGCAGGAAGAGCUUCCGCUGUAAGCAGAGACUGAUUUUGCAUCAAAGAGCCCACAUGGGAGAGAAACCCUAUCAGUGUCCAGAAUGUGGGAAAUGCUUUGUGAACUGAGUGUCCCUUAUCUUUCACCAGAGAAUCCACACAGGGGAGAGGCCCUGUCAGUGUUCUGAGUGUGGGAAAAGUUUCAUUAACAAACAAGCCCUCAGUAAACAUAAGGCCAUCCACACAGGGGAGAGAAGAAAUUUGUGCACUGUGUGUGGAAGGAGGUUCUCUCAAAAAGGAAAUCUGAUGCGACACAUGAAAAUCCACACAGGAGAGAAACCCUAUGCCUGCCCCACCUGUGGGAAAAGUUUCAUCCGGAAAGUAUGUCUUACUGAGCACGAGGCAAGCCACAGGGAAGAGAAACCGUACGUCUGCCCUGAGUGUGGGAAAAUAUUCAAACGGAAAAGAGGGUUUCUCACCCAUGUGAGAAUGCAUGGAGAAACCCUGAACAAAGAGAAAUGCCAUCCAUGCUCGGCAUGUGGCAAGAGCUUCCACUCAAAGUGUCACCUUAUUGCGCACCAGAGGACCCACACGGGAGAGAAGCCAUACCAGUGCACAGAGUGUAGGAAAAGCUUCAGCCAACAGUCCUCCCUUAAUACACACCAGAGAGUCCACACAGGAGAGAAGCCGUCGUUAUAUACGGAAUGCGGCAAAAGCUUCCCUAAUACAAGCAACCUGGCGAGACACCAGAGGAUCCACACUGGGGAAAAACUGUUCACGUGUCCAGAGUGUGGAAAAAGCUUCAAUCAGAAAGCCUCCCUGGAGGCCCACAAGGCAACCCACAGCAAAGAAAACCCCUUCUCCUGCCCAGACUGUGGGAAAACCUUCAAGCUGAAAGUGUCGCUCUGUACCCACCAGAGAACGCACACAGGAGAGAAACCCUAUGAAUGCUCUCAGUGUGGGAAAAGAUUUAUUAGAUGUUCGCAGCUUCGAAGACACAAAAAGACACACAAAGAAGGCCCUCUGGCCCAGAUCUUAGCAGACAGGAUGAUCGAGAAGAGAGCUUAUCCUUCCUCGUCGUGA
Varanus komodoensis (Komodo dragon) is the source of this 2049-nucleotide messenger RNA. RefSeq names its product zinc finger protein 585B-like. Gene Ontology annotation, biological process: regulation of transcription by RNA polymerase II. Gene Ontology annotation, molecular function: DNA-binding transcription factor activity; RNA polymerase II cis-regulatory region sequence-specific DNA binding. The transcript is spliced from 8 exons. The record is from RefSeq and is a predicted model, not a curated record. NCBI's taxonomy places the organism in Eukaryota, Metazoa, Chordata, Lepidosauria, Squamata, Varanidae.